Nerophis lumbriciformis (worm pipefish) is the source of this 1362-nucleotide messenger RNA. The record is from RefSeq and is a predicted model, not a curated record. NCBI's taxonomy places the organism in Eukaryota, Metazoa, Chordata, Actinopteri, Syngnathiformes, Syngnathidae.
AUGUCGAAAGAGAAGCCUCACAUCAACCUGGUGAUCAUCGGCCACGUGGACAGCGGAAAGUCCACCACCACUGGCCACCUGGUCUACAAAUGCGGCGGCGUGGACCAGAGGAAGUUGGAGAAAUUUGAGAAGGCCGCAGCGCAGGUGGGAAAGAGUUCGUUCAAGUUCGCGUGGGUUCUGGACAAGCUGAAGGCCGAGCGGGAGCGCGGCAUCACCAUCGACAUCUCGCUGCUCAAGUUCAACACGCAGAAGUAUUCCAUGACUAUCAUCGACGCGCCGGGACAUAGGGAUUUCAUCAAGAACAUGAUUACUGGAACCUCACAGGCUGAUGUUGCCUUGCUGGUGGUGUCUGCGGCCAAGGGAGAGUUCGAGGCGGGCGUGUCCCGUAGCGGUCAGACGCGCGAGCACGCCCUGCUGGCCUACACCCUGGGCGUCAAGCAGAUGAUCGUGUGCGUCAACAAAAUGGACACCACCGAGCCUCCUUACAGCCAGAAGCGCUUCGACGAGGUGGUGCGGGCGGUCGCCGGCUUCCUCAAGAAAAUCGGCUAUGACCCCAACACCAUCCCCUUCGUGCCCAUCUCCGGAUGGACCGGGGAGAACAUGAUCGUCGCCACCAAUAAGAUGCCGUGGUUCCAGGGAUGGAAAGUGCGGCGGCGUGAAGGCAACGCCAAAGGAAGAACUUUGCUGGAGGUGCUGGACUCGGUUCAGCCGCCUGUACGCACCAUCAAUAAACCGUUACGAUUACCACUGCAAGAUGUCUACAAGAUAGGAGGCGUGGGGACUGUUCCCGUGGGCAAAAUCGAGACCGGCGUCCUGAAGGCGGGCAUGACUCUCACAUUCUCUCCCGCCAAAGUGACUGCAGAAGUCAAAUCCAUCGAGAUGCACCACGAGGGCCUCGACACGGCUCUGCCGGGCCACAACGUGGGCUUCAACAUCAAGAACGUGUCUGUCAAGAACCUGAGGCGCGGCGACGUGGCUGGCGACGCCCAGCAGGACCCGCCCUCUGACGUCAGCAGCUUCGAGGCGCAGGUCAUCGUCCUCAACCACCCGGGUCGAAUCAAAGAAGGGUAUUCUCCGGUUCUGGACUGCCACACGGCGCACGUCACCUGCCGUUUCGCCGAGCUCAAGGAGAAGCUGGACAGGCGUACCGGCAACAAGCUGGAGGAGCGCCCCCUGCAGUUGAUGUCGGGAGAUGCCGCCACUGUUAAACUGGUGCCAGUCAAGCCGAUGUGCGUGGAGAGCUUCUUCAAAUAUCCGCCGCUAGGUCGCUUUGCUGCCAGAGACUUGAAGCAAACAGUUGCCGUUGGAGUCAUCAAGUCGGUGGAGAAGGACAAAGGAUCCAAAUCCAAAGUGGCCAAAUAA